Messenger RNA from Aureobasidium melanogenum CBS 110374, 1035 nucleotides. RefSeq lists its product as uncharacterized. Gene Ontology annotation, biological process: response to salt stress; response to hydrogen peroxide; protein folding. Lineage: Eukaryota; Fungi; Ascomycota; Dothideomycetes; Dothideales; Saccotheciaceae. The record is from RefSeq and is a predicted model, not a curated record. The transcript has a single exon. Bases 1 to 1035 code for a protein of 344 amino acids.
AUGUCGAACACUAGAAACAUGAACAACAACAACUUCUGGGACUUUGUCGCCAGUCUCCAGAACAACCAGGGCGCAGCUCCCUUCGCUGAAGGCAGAGGCUCUGCACCUGAUUUUGAUCCUUUCGGUCAAGAGUUCUGGGGUCCUUGGGCUCAUCGUGGCAGACGUCACGGUCCUCAUCAAGGUCCUCAUGGCCACAGGCAUGGCGGAGAUGGUCCAAGAGGCCCACCUCCACCACCUCCUGAGCACGAUAGAAAUGCUCCUCCACCACCUCCUCCUGCCAACGAGCACCCAUCUCGCUCAUCGUCUCCUCACACUCCUCCUGAGACGCCUGCAGAGCCUCACCAUCACCCCCACCCGCACUCUCGUGGACCAUCCCCACCUCCCCACCAUGGUCUUCGUCAUCACGAAGGGCCCGGCCACCAUCACCCCAGAGGACCAUCGCCGCAUCGCCGAGGAAGAGGCGGACACCAUUCCAGAGGUGGUCCUAGAGGAGGCCAUGGACCUAGGGGCGGACACCACAAUCAUCCUCGUGGGCCCCCUCACCCCCCUGCCUUCCCCUUCGACCUCAACGCUCUAGCCGAAGCCUUUGCACCUGCGCUCUUCGGCGGCAACAACCCCUUCGCCAACAAUCAGACCACCAACGAUGUAACCAGGGCUACCAACAACGACGGCACCUUCACUCCUUCCAUCGAUCUCUUCAGCACGCCCACAAGCUACAUCCUGCACUCCUCGCUCCCAGGCGCCAAAAAGUCCGACCUCGACAUAACCUACUCCUCCACCCGCAACAGCAUCACCAUCUCGGGCGUAGUGUCCCGCCCCGACAUUUCCGAAUCCAUGAUGAAUUGUCUGGUCACCGACGAACGCCGCGAAGUCGGCAUUUUCGAGCGAGAGAUUAAGCUUGAAGAGGGUGUCAAGAUUGAUGAAGAGAGAAUUGGCGCUAAACUCGAGGAUGGAGUUUUGAGGGUUGUGGUGCCCAAGAUUGCGGAGCAGGAAGAAGAGGGAUGGGAGAGUGUUAGGAAGGUUGAGUUGGAGUAG